UGAUAAUUAGGCAGGAGAUUAAUAAAAAAUCUAAUUACACAGCUUGCAAAACGAGCUCCAUGCCGACCCUCAUCAUCUUCGAAAAUUCUAAUUAAAACCUCAAAACUAAAAUUCUUCCUCUCAAAAACAGCAGAGAAAGAGAGCAAGAAAUUAAUCGCAAAAGUACCAGCGGCUUGAUGUUGCCUGGCUGCUGAUUCUAAUUAUUGUUCGAUUCCAUCUCCUUUCCCUUUGAUUUUUCUGCUCGAAAAUGGCAGAUCUGUACGGAUUUGAGAAAUCUCCACAUUUUUUAACCAGUUUGUCCAGAAUUCUGCUUCGUCAUCUUCGUGCACACAUUUGAGGAAUAGGUACGUUCAGUUGCUGUCCUCUCCAGUGCUGGAUUCUUUACUGGAAGCAACUAAUUCUAGUUCUAGAGUGGCGGUUCCAUCGGAGGAUUGGUACCGUCUAGCGGAUCGGCGAGUUGGGCUGAGAUAGAGCCCCAAAUGAGAGACGGGAGUUCCGACUUCAAUUUCUCGGAUCCUGAAUCGUAUUUUGGGGCUGACGUCAAAAAUAGUGCCGGCGACAAUUUUAAAGGAGAUCUACUGUGGCACUGGCAGUUCUGGAGGGGCCAAGAGACGUUACACCAAGUGUCUUGAAGUCCCCUACUGGUUUAGAUGUUGUCUUUAUUUUAAUUUUUAUGAAUUUGUCUAAGUUCUUCAAGAUGUUGCAUCAUCUUGAUUUGAACUAGUUUGCAUGUAGAAGUCUUUCCAGCUUCAGCAGAAUGCAUGGUUUUAGAUGAUUGGCAUUAUAAUAAUGUAUAUCGUUCUAUUAUGAUUGGGUUGUUUUAUGGUGGUUGGUAUUCUAGUAUUUUGUUUUCAUCUAAGAAAAUAAAAGUAAAAUUUCAUUGAAAUAGUUAUGGAUUACCUUUUCCCUUUUUCAGUUUUUAACCUUUCUCCAAAAAAGUGGGGUUCUUCUGGAACCUCAAGCAUUGCAUUGGUUGCCCUUCUGGGUUGAGUCUCUUAUCUGCUUUUUCAAGGGAUUGAUAUCAGGCCUAACCUUGCUGCCAUACUGCGCCUAGCCUUUUUGGACUCUAUCUUCCUUGGGGGCACAUGUUUAGCUUUAAUCUCAAGUUACUGGCCUCUGUAUAGGCACCAGAUUCUAGUUAAUGAAGCAGGCCACCCCCUUGUUGUGCAACCCAUAACUUAUGGGUUGCCCAAUUCAUGGAGUGAUUUUAGAUCCAAUUGCUGCAAUGCAGAUGGUCAUCCAAGGGCAGGUAGUGAUUAUGAAUUUUUUUUAAUUACAUUUUUCUCUAAGUAUUUUUGUAAAGUAAAUCAAACUGCAUGCUGUAUUCUGUUUGAUUCUUAAGCAAUAUAAUCUCUUGUUGACAACUUUAGUUUAUGGAAGUUAUAAAGGCCCAAACCCAGCAUUUGUCUACUGGCUGGAACUCAGUUUUGGGAUGAGAAAAUGAGUAAUGAGCUGGCUGAAGGACGAUUGAGUGGCUCUACCUUUGACAGGUACUGCAUGGUCCUUUUUGCUGGUAUUGCUGCUGAAGCUCUGGUUUAUGGUGAGGCUGAGGGCGGAGAGAAUGAUGAAAACAUGUUUCACAGCAUCUGUGUCCUUCUGCAACUGCCAUUGUCUGUAGCUCAGUAAAUCUGCAACUAUCUAUUUUCAUGCCUUUACUCCAUUAACAGGUACUAAUUAUUCUCACCUAGAGAGAGAAAAGAUGCUAAUUACUGGUUUUCAUUACCUUGAGAAGAUUUCAAAUCGAGCUAGGUGGUCUGUUCUACAGUCUUUCAACGUGCUUAAAUGGCACAGGCAUGCUCAUCGAGCUGCUGUCAGAGCUUUGGAACGUGGUGGUAGUCUUAGUAUUGUAAUUAGGAGGAUUGAGCAAGCCAUGUCUUCUGGCAGAUGAUGUGCAGAAGUACAUAAACAUGCUGGUUUCUGUUGUCCAAUGGAGUUCAAGAGUUAAAUGUUCUAUAUGCACCUAUAGGAAGGGCUUAGAUAACCAUCAUCUGUUCUUGUAUGGCUGGGCAUGGUGAACUGAGGCAUGGAAGUUCUGAAGCAUUACUCUGAUUAUUGUUCUCUAUUCUUUUCCGUACUAAAUACUAAUUGCAUGUGUCAUCAAUUAUGAGAAAGAUUUUUCCCAAAUGAUAGGUUUCUAAGAAGGAGAAUGAAUGACAACUUUUUUGAAGUUCCCAAGAUAUGUCCUAACAGGCCACAGUGGGCGGAGGGCACACCAAGGAAGUAACAAAUUUUGGUAUCCAGCUGACCAUUUUUGACAUAUGUAGUCUAAAGAGAUGGUUCCUCUUGGUAUCUUUGCUGCAUUUAGACCACAAAUGUGAGCGAAGUUUCUCGUGUUCUCAUCUUUUUGUAAACAUUUUAGGAUUAGAGUGCUAUUUUUUCCAACGCUGUUUUGGUUGGAUGAAUGUUAGGUUUUGAGCCAUGGGCCCUUGAUUGUACCCCUAACUAAUUUGAUUCUGGUGUAAGCUUUUGCCGCAAUCAAGCUGCCUCCAUAUUCUCUUAGAACAGAAGACUACAACAUUUUGUACAAGCGCUUUAUUGGUAAAAGUUGCCAUUUUUUUGGCUAAAUUUGUAUAUGUCGUCAUUAUUUUCCAAUAAAUGACAUUUGGUGGG
This is a messenger RNA of Rubroshorea leprosula, 2610 nucleotides long. NCBI's taxonomy places the organism in Eukaryota, Viridiplantae, Streptophyta, Magnoliopsida, Malvales, Dipterocarpaceae. The record is from the annotation of a GenBank genome assembly.